AUGUCAAGAUUCUUGAGAAACAUCUGGUCCACUGGUUCACGCCAGCUUGGCUUGAAUUCUCAAAGAAGAUUAUUUCACCAAAGUACCAUCAGAAGAACUUAUGAAGAAGAAAAAGUUGUGAUUGAUGAUAUCAUUAGUAAAUUACCAGAACAGGAUUUGCAAGUUGCUGAUAGAAUGCGUAAUAUUGGUAUUUCAGCACAUAUUGAUUCAGGUAAAACUACAUUUACAGAACGUGUUUUAUUCUAUACAGGUAGAAUUAAAGCUAUUCAUGAAGUCAGAGGUCGUGAUAAUGUUGGUGCUAAGAUGGAUCAUAUGGAUUUAGAAAGAGAAAAGGGUAUUACUAUUCAAUCUGCUGCUACUUACUGUUCUUGGGAUAAAGAUAACAAAAAUUAUCAUUUCAAUUUAAUUGAUACCCCAGGUCAUAUUGAUUUCACAAUCGAAGUUGAACGUGCUUUAAGAGUUUUAGAUGGUGCUGUUUUAGUUGUCUGUGCUGUUUCUGGUGUUCAAUCACAAACUGUUACUGUUGAUCGUCAAAUGCGUCGUUAUAAUGUUCCAAGAGUUACUUUCAUCAACAAGAUGGAUAGAAUGGGUGCUGAUCCUUUCAGGGCUAUUGAUCAAAUCAACAAAAAAUUAAAAACACCAGCUGCUGCCAUUCAAGUCCCAAUUGGUGCUGAAUCAGAAUUGAAAGGUGUUGUUAAUAUUAUUGAUAGAGUUGCUCUAUAUAAUGAAGGAUCUCAAGGUGAAGAAAUUAGAAAAGCUGAGAUUCCAGCUGAUCUUGUUGAUCUUGUUGAAGAGAAAAGAGCUUUAUUAAUCGAAACACUUGCUGAUGUUGAUGACGAAAUUGCAGAAAUCUUUUUGGAUGAAGGUGAACCAACCACUGAACAAAUCAAAGAUGCUAUUCGUAGAGCUACCAUUGCUAGAAAAUUCACUCCAGUUUUAAUGGGUUCUGCCUUAGCUAAUACUGGUGUUCAAAAUGUCUUAGACGCUGUUGUUGAUUAUUUACCAAACCCAUCUGAAAUUUUAAACAAAGGUUUAGAUAUUUCAAAAGGUACUGAAGAACCAAUCAACAUGUUACCAUCAAGUAAAAAAGGUUUUGUCGGUUUAGCUUUCAAAUUGGAAGAAGGUAAAUAUGGUCAAUUGACUUAUUUACGUGUUUAUCAAGGUCGUUUGAAAAAAGGUGGUUUUAUUACUAAUGUUAAAACUGGUAAAAAGGUUAAAGUUUCUCGUUUAGUGCGUAUGCAUUCAAAUGAUAUGGAAGAUGUUGCUGAAAUCGGCCCAGGUGAAAUUUGUGCUACUUUUGGUAUUGAAUGUUCUUCAGGUGAUACUUUCACUGAUGGUGUUGAACAAAUCACAAUGUCUUCUAUGUUUGUUCCAGAUGCUGUUAUUUCACUUUCAAUUACACCAAAAUCAAAAGAUACAUCAAACUUCUCCAAGGCUAUGAACCGUUUCCAAAAAGAAGAUCCAACUUUCAGAGUUAGAUACGAUAGUGAAUCUAAAGAAACUGUCAUUUCAGGUAUGGGUGAAUUACAUUUAGAAGUUUAUGUUGAACGUAUGAAGCGUGAAUAUAACGUUGACUGUAUUACUGGUAAGCCACAAGUUUCUUACCGUGAAGCCAUCAUGAAUGCUGCUGAUUUCGAUUUCACUCACAAAAAACAAUCAGGUGGUGCUGGUCAAUAUGCUAGAGUCAUCGGUACUUUAUCACCAUUAGAAGGUGAAAACAUUUUCGAAUCACACGUUGUUGGUGGUAAAGUUCCAGAAAAAUACUUGGUUGCAUGUCGUAAAGGUUUCGAAGAUGCUUGUGAAAAAGGUCCAUUAAUUGGUCAUAAAGUUUUAGGUGCUAAAAUGUUCAUCAACGAUGGUCAAAUCCAUGACGUUGAUUCUAAUGAACUGGCUUUCAGAACUGCGGCUAUUGGUGCUUUCAAACAAGCAUUCAUUAAAGGUAAUGGUGUUAUUUUAGAACCAAUCAUGAAUGUCAGUGUCACUGCCCCAGGUGAAUUCCAAGGUAAUGUUAUCUCAUUAUUGAACAAGGUUCAAGCUAUGAUCCAAGAUACAGAAAUUGGUGUUGAUGAAUUCACAAUUUCUGCUGAAUGUCCAUUGAACCAAAUGUUUGGUUUUGCCACCUCUUUAAGAGCCUCGACCCAAGGUAAAGGUGAAUUCUCUUUAGAAUUCAAACAAUUCUCCCCAGCGCCAGUUCAUUUACAAAAAGAAUUAAUCGCUGAACAUCAAAAGAAAUUAGCUGAACAAGCUAAAGCCAAAUAA
Hansenula ciferrii is the source of this 2259-nucleotide messenger RNA. It is a transcript of the gene MEF1, whose product is annotated as Mef1p. Gene Ontology annotation, biological process: mitochondrial translational elongation. Gene Ontology annotation, cellular component: mitochondrion. Gene Ontology annotation, molecular function: translation elongation factor activity; GTPase activity; GTP binding. The transcript has a single exon. The record is from RefSeq and is a predicted model, not a curated record. Lineage: Eukaryota; Fungi; Ascomycota; Saccharomycetes; Phaffomycetales; Wickerhamomycetaceae. The coding region runs from base 1 to 2259 and encodes 752 amino acids.